Oreochromis niloticus (Nile tilapia) is the source of this 3273-nucleotide messenger RNA. It is a transcript of the gene ints8, whose product is annotated as integrator complex subunit 8. The coding region runs from base 165 to 3155 and encodes 996 amino acids. Gene Ontology annotation, cellular component: integrator complex. Gene Ontology annotation, molecular function: protein binding. The record is from RefSeq and is a predicted model, not a curated record. The transcript has 28 exons. Gene Ontology annotation, biological process: snRNA 3'-end processing. Lineage: Eukaryota; Metazoa; Chordata; Actinopteri; Cichliformes; Cichlidae.
UGGCGACGAAGCGGAACCGGAAUUACGAAGGAGAUAUGGCGCAGGGCACAAUGAAUUAUGAGAGAAUCAGUUAGUGUAGCUGGUCCAGCUCCUAAUUUUGACAUUUUGGUGCACAUUUUGCCCUCCUGUCUUCUGAACGAUCACUGUGCCCCGUUAAGACGAGGAUGAGUGCAGAAGCAGCAGACCGUGUGGCCGCUGUGACCAGCAGUCGGCCUGGCACGCCUCUUCAGACUUCCUGGUUUGAGUUUCUCCUCGACGACAGCCUGCUGGAGAAACACCUGCAGAAAUCAAACCCAGACCCAGCACCAGUGCAGCUCAUCAUCCAGUUCCUGGAGCAGGCGUCGAAGCCGUCGGUGAAUGAGCAGAAUCAGGUCCAGCCUCCAGCCGACAACCGUCGGAACCGCACAUUGAAGCUGCUUGCACUGAAAGUAGCUGCUCACAUGAAGUGGGAUCUUGAGGUGCUUGAGAAAGGCAGAUUGACCAUUCCUGUGUUAAACAUGCUGCUGAAUGAACUCCUGUGUGUGAGCAAAGUGCCGCCAGGGGUGAAACAUGUGGACCUGGACCUCUCUACUCUUCCUCCCACCACCGCCAUGGCUGUCAUCAUCUACAACCGCUGGGCCAUCAGGACAAUUGUGCUGAGCAGCUUUCCAGAGAAACAAACCAAACCUGGACCCCACCAAAUAAACAUGUUGAAUAUUGUACAGCAGGAGAAAGAAAUGACUGAAAACAUCCUCACUGUGCUAAAGGAGCAGGCGGCCGAUUCCAUCAGCGUGCUGGAAGGAGCUGUGAGACUGAAGAAAGACUUCUAUGUUCACACCAUGAGGACUCUGGACCUGCUGGCCGCAGACACUGCUGCCAACGGAGAGACAGAGUCUUCGACCGCAGGGCUUCGCAUCAGCGCCGAUGAGCUGCACUGCCAGGUGCAUUAUGAUUUAGGAGGCAUUUUCUUCCACCAAGGCUGCACAGACCUGCCAAUCUAUGAGAAGGCUCGGGAUCACUUCAGACAGACAAAGGAACUUUUAAAGAAGCUAGACUCAACUGUUCAUGUUCACCUGGAUGAAAAGCGCCUGGCUGGAUACUGGAACGCCUGUAGAGCUUUGACUGGAGACUGUGACCCCUCUGACCCCCAGACGACACCCUACGACCAGAUUAACAGCCUGAUCCGGGCUCACAACUACCCGGCCGUCAUCGAAGCCUUCAUCAAAGACAACAUAUCGCGCAGUUUGCCAAACCACUUCAGACGGUCUGUUCUCCGGGAGUUCUUGUAUAAAGUCCAACAAGGGGAAUCGGGCCUAGAUGAGGUGUGUCACAAACUCUGUGUCUGCAACGGCGUCCGCGACGCUCUGGAAGGAGAGAUCCUCAGCGUGCGUUUUCAGCAGCUGCUCCUUAAGCCUAGCAAAGAAGUGGUGGACUUCAUUUUAGAGGUGUGCACACGCUCGCUGGAAAAAGACCGUCCAUCUGAGGCGUCCAGAAGAAACAUGGCUAAUUUCCUGAAGACUCUGUGUGAAAGCUUGGAGGACCUGUCUCUGGUGUUUGUGGUGUCAUCACAUAAGCUCUUCAUGGAGCUGCUGAAGGAGGAAGAGAGGAAGGUCCUGGUGGAGCAGAUGAGGAAGAGGUCGGCCACAAUCAACCUCAGUGCCAAACCUCUGCCUUCCUUCUACGACAUUCCAGCUUCAGCUAGUGUGAACAUUGGCCAGCUGGAGCAGCAGCUCAUCCUUUCACUGGAGCCGCGCAGGAUCAGACAGAUCCUCAUUGAACUCCACGGCCUGGCUGAACGACCUUUCUGGAGGGUCAACAGCAAGUGGGAGGUUCCUCCAGACUACAUUAAUGUGAUCCUCGGCAUUAAAGACAACCUGACGAAGGACCUGGUUUAUAUCCUCAUGGCCAAAGGACUCCACUGCAUUUCAAUAAAGGACUUCGCCCACGCACGGCAGCUUUUCUCAGCCUGUCUGGAGCUCGUCACAGAGUUUUCCCCGAAGCUGAGGCAGGUGAUGCUGAACGAGAUCCUGCUGAUGGAGGUCCGCGCACACGAGACGAUGGCGGCCGAGGGGAGCAAGGAGCGGCCGCCCCCUGACUUGGUCAGCAGAGUCAGAGGUUACCUGGAGAUGAGGAUUCAUGAUCUGCCUCUACGUCAGGUGGUGGGAGAGGAGUGUGUCGCCUUCAUGCUGAACUGGAGGGAGAACGACUACCUGACUCUGCAGGUGUCACCGUCUCUGGUCAUGAACAACCCGUACAUCAAGCUUGGCCAACUCCUCGCAUCCACGUGUAAGGAGCUUCCAGGUCCUAAAGAAAGUCGGCGCACCGCCAAGGAGCUCUGGGAUGUGGUGGUUCAGAUCUGCAGCAUCUCCAUCCAGCACAAGAGGAACAGCGACGGUCGAAUUGGCCUCAUUAAACAGAGAGAGUCCUCCAUGGGCAUCCUGCACCGGAGCAAAUUCAUCACUUUCAUCAAGAAGAUUAGAGAGCCGCUGGUGCUGACGACUCUGAUCUCACUGUUUGUGAGACUCCACAGUAUAGUGAGGGAUGACAUUGUAAAUGAAGUUACUGCAGAGCAUCUCUCCAUCUGGCCAUCUUCUCUUCCAAACAUACAGGCGGUGGAUGUGGAAGCUGUGGCUGUGACAGUCAAGGAGUUGGUUUCCUAUGCUCUCACUCUAAACCCCAAUAACCAAUCAUGGCUCAUCACACAAGCCGACAUCUACUUUGUGACCAAUCAGUACUCUGCAGCUCUGAACCUUUACCUGCAGGCUGGAGCUGUGUGCUCGGACUUCUUCACCAAAGCCGUCCCCCCCGACAUCUACACUGACCAGGUUCUGAAGAGGAUGAUUAAAUGCUGUUCAAUGCUGAACUGCCACACACAGGUUGCUGUUCUGUGCCAGUUCCUGAGAGAAGUCGACUACAUGACGGCAUUCAAAGCGCUUCAGGAGCAGAACAGUCACGACGCCAUGGACUCAUUCUACGACUACAUCUGGGACGUCACCAUCCUGGAGUAUCUCACACAUAUUCACCACAAACGAGGCGAGACUGAGAAGAGACAAAUAGCGAUAAAAGCGAUUGGACAGACGGAGCUGAACACCAGUAAUCCAGAGGAAGUGCUGCAGCUGGCUGCGCAGAAGAGGAAGAAGAGAUUCCUGCAGGCGAUGGCCAAACUGUACUUUUAGUAAACACACGAACCACUGUCACAUUUCACAGGGUGGGGAUGAAGAUUUUAUUUUGUGGUACAUGUACAUGGUAAUUUGUAUUCUUUUCAUCUUUUGCAAUAAACUUAUAAAAGCAAAA